UUAAAAAUAGUACACUUCAUCACAGCAGCAACCGGUACAGCGGCAGCAGCGGCCGCUUACGGAGGGUGUCAAGCAUGCUUCGCUACGGAAAUAAAUAACGGGACCGGGACGGUGUUAUUUUAACCAAAAAAGAAGAGGAAACACGGCGAAAAGAGGAAGCGGAUAUUUCACAAACGAAGAUUAAGUCCUCACGUUUCAGUGUUGAUGUUGGUUUUUGGCCACGAAUACCUGCCGAAAACAGUCCCGACAACCUUUAUUGAGGCUCCUCUGUCCUGUGUGACCCCCUGACACAGAGAGGAUGGUGAUGGAGGAGGGGGGGCAGAGAGACAGAGGGAGGGGGACUACAGCGACAGCAGAAACAGAGGGGAGACAAAUCUUCACAGAGCUUGCGGAGCAGAACUUGGAUGCCAUUUGUCUCUCUACAUAUCGAACAGCCUGCAAGCUCAGAUUCAUACAGAAGAGAUGCAACUUGCAUCUGAUAGACAUAUACAAUGUGAUUGAGGCGGUGCGGGACGCCGGUCUGAACGCCGUAGAGCUGAACGCCGGCAUCUCUGUGACAAGACUGGAAAACUUGGUGUCCUCCCUUUUCAACCAGCUGAGCAAGCGCCUGCCCACCACACACACCAUCAACCCGCGAGAGAGCACUGUCCUGUUGGUCGAAUUCCUACUGGCCGCCAUUGACAGUGAGCCUGACAGUCGUCUGACGGUGCUCUCUGUGAAAUCGAUGCUGUCCACACUAUGUGGAGGGAAACUGGUAGAUAAGCUCCGCUAUGUGUUUUCUCAGGUGUCUGACCCUGGCGGCGUGUUGGUACAAUCCAAGUUUGAUGCUUUUCUGAGGGAGGCUCUCAAGCUGCCCACUGCUGUGCAUGAAGGACCGUCCUUUGGCUACACACACACCUUAGCACGCUCAUGCUUCCCACAACAGAAGAGGGUAAUGCUCAACAUGUUCCUGGACAUCAUAGCUGACCCUCCUCAGUGUCUUGUCUGGCUGCCUCUCAUGCAUCGCAUGGCCAACGUUGAGCACGUCUGUCAUCCCGUGUCAUGCUCCUACUGUCGUGGCAACGGCAUGACAGGCUUCCGCUAUCGCUGCCUCCGUUGCCGUGGUUACCAGCUCUGCCAGAACUGCUUCUGGCGCGGCAAUGCCAGCGGCUCUCAUAGCAACCAGCAUCAGAUGAAGGAGCACUCAUCGUGGAAGUCGCCGGCGUCAAAGCUUGGCCGAGCCCUGGGCAGGACUCUGGGCUGUGUGUCAUCCAGAGAGCCCCCUCAUCCUAUUUUCCCAGAGGAACCUGUGAGGACCCUCAACCUCUCCAACAUAGUCCCCCCUCGCCCCAUUGGGAACACCAGUGAGGCCAUGAUGCUGUCCUCAUCAGUGCCCGAGUCCUCCAAGAGUUUGUCAGCCGCUCAGCGUAUGAACGAGGAACACGCUCUGAUCGCUGCGUAUGUGAAUCGCCUCCAGACCAGCCCAAGCAGCGUGGACAGUCCCAGAAGAGAAGAUGAGGAGCACAAACUGAUCGCCCGCUACACCUCCCGACUGGCAGAGACUGACGGCACACCGGUGAUACCUAACCGGAGCAUCAACUUUGAUGUGAACAAACAGAAGAGGGAGCUCAUAGCUCAGCUCGAGUGUAAAAACAGAGAGAUCUUGGCAGAGAUCAAACGUCUCCGCGUAGAGCACGACGCAGCGUGCCAGGCCAGCCCAGAGAAAGGCAGCACCAACCCGACUCUGCUGGCCGAGCUUCGUCUGCUCAGACAAAGGAAAGAUGAGCUGGAGCAGAGGAUGUCAUCUCUGCAAGAGAGCAGGAGGGAACUGAUGGUGCAACUGGAGGGACUGAUGAAGCUGCUCAAGGAUGAGGAACAGCGACAGGCAGCACAGGCGGCCGGCUCUUCUCACGCCUCUCCUGCUCGACCAAGCCCAUCAGCCGUCCGCUCUGUAGGCGCUUCACCUCCCCAGGCUCACAUGUACUCUCCUCAAGAUUCACUCGCCGGGGUGGGUGGUGACGUGCAAGAGGCAUUCGCCCAAGGUCCGAGAAGGAACCUGAGGAAUGACCUUCUGGUAGCAGCUGACUCCAUCACCAACACUGUGUCCUCACUGGUCAAAGAGCUCCACUCUGAUGAUGUUCGGGAGGAAGAGGAAAGAUUGCUGAACGGGAAGGACAGAGCAGGUUAAAAUGAUCGCAGGGCAAACAACAACAGCAGAGUGAUGUUUCAUCACGGCCAAAGAAGACUGACCCUGCUGGGAUUCAAAUAUAACUUCUCGUAUUCAUCGUUAGCCGGUGGGCAUUAGAGCUCCACUGCCAAUCAACCAAUCACGAUGCUGGACACCAAACGACCACUGGGUCCCUACUGAUGUAUAGCUGUGAUUCUCUGUGUGUGUGCGUGUCUUGUCACUGUGGAUUUUUGUUUUUGAUUUGAUUAUGCAUAGCUAAACGAGGAAUCUGAAACCUACUGAUUUGUACUGUAGCGCGUGUGUGUGUGCGCUCUGUAUUUUCGAGGGUCGCGUAAGUGAGAGGGGCACCGUGAAGAGACAGAAAGAUGUGUUAAGGAAAUUUGUGAAGGAUAAAAAGCGGAGGAAAGUGUCAUGAUGGACAUACAGCAUGUAACAAGUGGAAAAAAACAAUAGGAAGUCAAAAAGACGAAAAGUGAGUUGUAAUGUUUUAAGUUUCAGCACUGUGUGCUUAGUAUUUAUUGCUUUGAUUUGAGUUUUGACAUUUACUCAUUCGGUUUAAGUGUUUAUGUGUAUGUGAGUGUGGUCCGGCCCUGCUGAGACGAUAAGCUUUAAUGGGACUUUUCCUGCUGUAUCAAGCCCAGCCCAGUGCAGGGUGGGAAGCUGAAGUCCCAGUCCUGGUCCAGGUGUCUGAGACCUGGAACAGAUUAGUGCCAGGGGUGCUGGUAUGAUCGCGCAGCUCAGGUUGUCCAGGCCUCUCUGUGUGUCUCGGUACUGCAGUGGGACUACAGUCAAAGAGGAGAUAUCUGAUUACUGUGUGUGUGUGUGUGUGUGUGUGUGUGCGUGUGCGUGUAAGUGUGUGAGUGAGAGAGAGAAUAUAAAACCAGUUGCUUCAGUGUAGCAACAGAGUAGCAAAGUGGGUGGAGAAGUGGGCUCUGGAAGUAUUUAACCCCCGUAACAAAUGUUCUUUUUAAAGACACUCAGUGUUUCCCAACCUGAGUGUGAGACGUCACAUGUGAUUGACUGUUUAUUAUUAUUAUUUUUUUUUUUUAAAUUUAUUUUUACUUUUUACUUGUGAAAGUUUUAAAACGUUCACCUCUUCAGCACUCAAAAAAAUUGUCCUUGAAGUGCUUGAAUUGCUCACAACUCUUGAGCAAUUCAACUUUUUUAAUGCAUUGAUGUGAUGUGAUGUGUUUCAAGAAGUCAUUAAAUCAAAGACAACAUUAUUUUUCAACAAGAGAAAAAAGUUAGCAAUCUUAAUCCUUACUUGGGAAAAAUCAUCCCAAAGUCAGUUUUGUUUUUUUUUUGUUAGAUGCCUGUAACAAGGUCUGUGAUUUACACAAGCUAAAGAUACUUUAACAUUUUGUUCUACGACAUUAAAAAUGUCAGUAAAUUCCCAAAUGUUUAAGCUUCUUUGUGUCUUAAAAAAGGCAGUUUUUAACAAGUGGCUAAAUGAGACAACAGAACGACGGACACAGCUUCACAGCCUCGUUGUGGUUGUAACGUUGGCAGUCAUGUGACCAUGGUGUAGUUUGUUCAUAGUCUUAUAUUAGCUUUUUAUUUCGGACGAUUGCAUUUAAGCUCCAAAAGUCACAAAAAUUGUGUUAAUUUGUGAAGAUUAUCUUGCUAAACACAACGUGCAAGUUUCAUAAAGGUUUGUUUGCCACAGCUUAUUUUCUGCCAUAUUCCAAAAUCCAAUGGAAACAUCCGAUCUGGAUUUUUGAUGAGGGAACCAGGGCGAUGUUAACUUUCAUCUGUGCAGCACUCUACUACCAGUCUUUCAUGCAGAAUGUCUCUGAAUACUACAGUAGCCAUGAGCCUCUGUGGCUAUUGCUAUGGGGAAAAGGCCAGCCUGCUGUAGAAAAUAUAAAACACUUUACUGUCAUUGGGAACAAAACAGCACAUCAUUCAUCCAAAAAUGACUCAUUAAACACAAUUUUAAACUCUGAUUGGAUGUGUCUCACUGCAGUGCUCCCUGGGAGUUGCAGUUUUAAGUUUGUACAUACCUUGUCUUGACUUUUUCUACCAGCAGGGUUUCAUGUUCACCUUCACCUUGAACAUGUCAGUUACCGAACAUUAUCCAUAAAAAUUAAAUGGGACUUUUGCUUUCUUAACACUGCCUGCCCCAACUUCUCACACUUUGCUACUCUUUGAUGAAGCUCUCUGUAAAAUGCAGGGGAUUGUGGGAGUUGAGGUUCCCUGUGAAUGUCGAACUACAGCCAGCCCCCAAAAAUCUUCAGUCCGAUAUCUGUAUGCAAAUCAAAUGUGACCCAAAGUGACUUUCUGACCUUGAAUCAGUUCAGGUUGGUUUAUUUGAAAGUAGCAGAUGUGAAAUAAUGUUAUCAAAUUUCAGGCAUUUCAGGGUUUUGUUUCCUGCUCAUAUGAAGCUAUACUUAAUUGUAUUGUACAUUUUUGGAUUGGUUUUCAGUUCUAUAAGAAAAAUGUUUCAGAUGUCCCCAGCCCUUCACAUAGUUUGACUGACAGCUAGCGUCUGGGAUGAUCACAUUUUCAGUCCACCGAACGAUUGACUGACUGUAUGAAUGAUUAAAUAAAUGAAUGAGCUCUUGUUUCACUGUGUGUGUGUGUGUGUGUGUGUGUGUUUGAGAAAGAGAGACUGAGAGUUAAAUCAAGACUGACAGGACAGACAUGUCCUGACAUGAAACUGUAAAAACCUUCAGCUCUGAACCUGCCUGAGCUGACGCUGUGAGUGAAAAGUGUGUUUCAUCUGCAAUAAAUAUUUAACGUCAAA
This is a messenger RNA of Epinephelus fuscoguttatus (brown-marbled grouper), 4913 nucleotides long. Its product is annotated as dystrobrevin beta-like. Lineage: Eukaryota; Metazoa; Chordata; Actinopteri; Perciformes; Serranidae. The coding region runs from base 299 to 2167 and encodes 622 amino acids. Gene Ontology annotation, molecular function: zinc ion binding. Gene Ontology annotation, biological process: synaptic signaling. The transcript has 22 exons. The record is from RefSeq and is a predicted model, not a curated record. Gene Ontology annotation, cellular component: plasma membrane; synapse.